Erythranthe guttata (spotted monkey flower) is the source of this 763-nucleotide messenger RNA. RefSeq names its product protein NDR1. The record is from RefSeq and is a predicted model, not a curated record. Gene Ontology annotation, biological process: defense response to other organism. Lineage: Eukaryota; Viridiplantae; Streptophyta; Magnoliopsida; Lamiales; Phrymaceae. Gene Ontology annotation, cellular component: plasma membrane; plasmodesma.
GCUUUCCAUCCACUUACUGAUCUUGCGAUACCAGGCGUUUCUCGACAUGGCGGAGUACGGCGGCGGAUGUUGCAGGUGCUGCUUCAGCUUCAUAAUCACCUCCGGCUUCGCCGCCCUGUUCAUGUGGCUAAGCCUACGGACCUCGAAGCCCGAUUGCUCAAUCGAAAAAUUCUACGUUCCCGCCCUCAACAGAUCCGCCGACAUUAACUCCACCAACAACCACACCAUCUACUUCGAUCUCAAGCUCGACAACGGCAUGAAGGAAAAAGGGGUAAGCUACGCUAACAUAAGCCUCAACUUCUUCUACAACUCCACCCACCUCCCCAUAGCCAACUACACGGUUCCAGGGUUCUACCAAGGCCACAAGAAGAACACUCACCGCCGUCAGCUGCUGGAAGCCACCGGACUGCCGUGGGCGGCUGCGCUGGAGGCGGUCUCGAACGGGUCGACGGUGAGCUUCAGGGUGGAGCUGGCUACGAGGGUGAAGUACAAGAUUAUGUUUUGGUACACGAAGAGGGAGAGACUGGAGGUCGGCGGUGAUGUGGUGGUCAACGACACCGGUAAGAAAGUCAACAGGAAGAAUAUUAAAUUGAAAUCCGGGUCACCCGGUCCAGCUAGCCAUUGGGUGAGGGUGGGACCCUUGCUUAUUUUAACUUCAUUCAUUAUUGUAUUCUUGUAAUAAAGAUGGUGUAUUUUUGUCUAGGUUUUUUGUUUGGUAAAGGCUAUAUUAUUUGUUUGCAUAUUAUUAUUUUGAAGAGUUUAA